AAACGACAACAAAGGCCACAUAAAUCAAAGGGAAUGGGGAAAGAUCGGUGACCCCGCCGUUGCGGAAGGCGCAUGAAGUCGACCUCGCUUGUUUGAUUGUGUGUAAUCGAAAGAUUUUCAAUGUAGCUCUACUUUCCCCUUCCAUCGCGCCCGUUUUCCUUCUCGGGCUUUGCCAAUUGCAACGCCCGUUCAGCCCUCAUCUUUCCCUAAAUGAUCGUCGGUGCAAUGGGGCAUAUGCGUGCUCGGUUUGAUGACCUCAAUGUUCAAUCGCUUGAAGAGCAAUGUCACUGGGCAGUCCAGGCUGCGUGGUUUACAUUGAUGCCUCUUUUUUGUGUUGUUUUCUUCUUUUUUUUUUUUGGCAAACCUCGUGGCGUACUUCGUACUGAGGGCUCCGUGCUUUAUUUGGCGAGGGCAAUCGGACCAGCCCGUGCGGAAAUCAUAGUCCCUUGUUUUGGGUGUGUGCGCGCAUAUGUCUGUUUCCGUUGCAUAGUUCUCUGCAAAAGAUUUAUUUCACCCUGUGUUCUUUUUCGCUUAUUGGUAUAUUGUUUUCUUUUCGCAAAUUCUGUCCGUCUUCUUGGGCCUGGUCAUCAGUUUUUUAUUUUUACCCGAUAGGGGCGGCGAGCCUGGGAGUUUGUUGAGCCUAUGACCGCCUCCCGCCAUCGUUAUUGCAGGGACUGGAGAUUGCGCAUUGAGGGUCAUUCUCUGGCGCCAGGUAGGGGGUUGCAACUCAUGAACCCAUCAAUGAGAGGAAGCA
Cantharellus anzutake is the source of this 754-nucleotide messenger RNA. RefSeq lists its product as uncharacterized. Lineage: Eukaryota; Fungi; Basidiomycota; Agaricomycetes; Cantharellales; Hydnaceae. The record is from RefSeq and is a predicted model, not a curated record. Bases 211 to 612 code for a protein of 133 amino acids. The transcript is spliced from 3 exons.